Elaeis guineensis (African oil palm) is the source of this 2807-nucleotide messenger RNA. RefSeq lists its product as uncharacterized. NCBI's taxonomy places the organism in Eukaryota, Viridiplantae, Streptophyta, Magnoliopsida, Arecales, Arecaceae. The record is from RefSeq and is a predicted model, not a curated record.
CUCCCUUUGCUGUUUCCACCGCGCUUGGGAGCAGUCGACCUCCACAUCGUCUCCCUUCCACAGCUCGAAGGAGCCAUGGAGAGCUUCGAGGACGUCCCCGUCCUUCCUUUCCGCGAAGAACCCUCCUCACCCAUCCCUCAGCGAAAGAUGAAGCGCCUGAGGAAGGCAUCCGGACUUAGAGUUUCCGAACUGCCGAUCUCUCCAACCCUAGCUCCCGAUCCCUUUUACCCCUCCGCCUCCGAGGAUCUCCCUGAUGCGGGAGAGGUGCCGGAUUUGGAAAGGUCCGCGGCGGAUGCGGUCGAUCCGGUGCCUACGUCCGAGGAUUUGGGCAAGGAAAUGGCUGCUGAUGACGAGCUCGAUCCUUUGUUUCCAGACCCGAGGGAUGCUUCUAAAUCCUGGCAGCCUCGGGACGUGGAAGGAGGAGAAGAAGAGGAAGAAUGGUUGGGGGGUUCCGCUUGGGGAGGAGAGAGUGGAAGGAUUGGAAAUGGGGGAAUAAUGGAUGAACUAAGGAAGGAGAGAUCGGUAAAGAAGCGGCUGAAUUUGGAAGGGGAAGAAGAUAUCACGGAGGAGAAGAAAAAGAAGAACAAGAAGGACAAGUCUGGUGAGUUGGUUGGUCAGGAACGGAGACCAAAAGAAUCCGUUCGAGAGAAGAGAAGACUUGAGAAGGAGAGGAGGGCUACUCUGGAUCAAAUUCAUGCCGAAUCUCAGAGACUGUUGCGCGAAACUAGAGAUGCUUCAUUUAAACCUAUGCCUCUAGCUCACAAGCCGAUCUCUUCUGUUUUGGAGAAGAUCAGGCUAAGGAAGUUGGAAGUAUCAAAAAAACCAAGCAUUCUUCAUCAUUCUGAUUCUAUUGUGGAUACUGAUUGUUCUGUUGGUGAGAUGUCUCAUAUCUCGGAUCUAUCUGGGUCUAAGAAUGGGAAGGACGACAAUGAGAAGUCAAAAAUGGAUGAUGCUGUCCAAGCUAUGGAUGGUGACAGCAGUUUCAGUUUUCUGAGCUGCCAUGAGAAUGUUAUCUGUCAGAAGGCUUCUGACACCUACCUGGAGGAUUCCUUUCAGAUUCCAAAUAAUGAUGCACAGAAUGUUUCUGAAGACUCCAAACAAAGCAGCAGGGAGAGUAACCAGUUUGAUGAUGGUGCUGAUGAUACUUUAGAUGUUCUUAGUCCAUCCUUGCCUGCUUCAAGCUCAAAACCUGACCCUGCUGAUGUUUCAUCUUCAGAAGAAGAAGACAAUGACAAGGAAAACAUUGAUCCUCAUCCUCACAAGGCUGCUGUCAUGGACUCAUGUCCAGAAGGUGUUCCUGCAAAUGCAUUUUUAGAUGAUGAAGCUGAAGAAGAAGAUGAUAGCGACCAUGAUCUAAUGAGGUUUCAAGAAGAUGAAGAAGAUGAUGAAAGUGAUGAAAAUGAAGUAUUUGAUGAUCUGAUUGCCACUGGUUUUGAGGAGGCACCUGUAGAUCAUGAAAAGCGCAAUCAGCUUCAUCAGAAGUGGCUCGAACAACAAGAUGCAGCGGCAACAGAUAACGUUUUGCAGAGACUAAAAUAUGGUAAAUAUCAGAAAGAGCCUGCAGUUCUUGAUGAAGAGGAAGAUGAAGAAUUAGGUGAAGAUUCUGAAGAUGAAGCAUCAUAUGAUCUGCCUUCAGCAAAUGUCAUCCGGAAUAGUUCGAAGAAGGCAAAACAAAUGAUUGCACAAAUGUUCACUGAUGAUCAUGAUGUUUAUGUUCCAUCUGAUGAUGAGGAAAUGGAGCAGACUCUAAUUCGCCAACGUCUAUCAAAGCAGACUGAGGAAUCCUCAUUUGUAUCUCCAGUAGAGGAUGAACAUUCUAGAGAAGUCUUUGGUCUUAUAAAGAAGCUGAAUAUUGCUCCCAAUUCCAAGAAGAGAGGAAAAACAGCAACAUCUAACUUUAACAUGCUGAUGAUGGGAGGAAACAGCAAUAGCUCUUCAAAGUCAUCUUUUCUGGGUCGGACAACAACUAGUUCAUUACCAUCUUCCCGCAAGCAAGGAUCAACGAUGGUGCGAACAUUCAUUUUUAGUCGGGAUGACAGCAAUAGUAGGAGUGGUAUCUCAACUACUGACAAUCUUUCAGAUAUGGACCAAGCAGAAAAUCAACCUAGGCAUACUUCAUCAUCAAAAUUCAGGGCCUCACAGUUGAAACCAGCUGCUUCUAGAACAAAAGUUGAGGGCAAUGGAAGUUCAGGUUCUUCACUUUUUGAGAUCCUGCGCCAGUCAUCUAUGAUUUUUGAUAAACAAAUGGAGAAUAAAAGUGGAAGCAGCAGUCAUGUUAUCACAGAAACACAGGCUGCCAACCAAUUUUCUGCAUUUAAGCUGGGAAAGAGGUUUCCAAAGUUGGAAGCUAGGAAUUGAUGCCAGAGCAUUGGACAGCCCGGCUAAGAUAGAGGUUUAUACAUCGAUCAAGGAUCCUCCAUGAAGUGAACAGAAUGAAAUGUAAUUUAGGUGGUGUUCAAAUUACAAAAAAAUUACAGGUGCUUGCAAGGAUCUUUGCUUAAAAAAAAUUGUGCAUGUUUUUCCCAUCUAUUUCUUAGAUGGUAAAUAUUGGGUUGAAGUGGCAUAGAAGAGAAUGAGUUUGAGGCAAACAGAGCAGCAGAUUUGGUGGCUUCUUUUGUUCCUGAUGGUGCUGAUUCAGUGAUUUGUACUUCUAGUUCAUGCCAACUCCACUCCGGGAUGUAUCUACCACAAUCAGUCCAUGGAACUUUCCUGAUUUUCACUUCCAAUAAUAACUCCAGUUUUCUACCUCAUCAGAUGUUUAAACCAUGCUGAACUUCUCCUUAAAUCAAUAUUUUUAUGAUUUUACA